Molecule: messenger RNA, 4437 nt
Organism: Alosa sapidissima (American shad)
Lineage: Eukaryota; Metazoa; Chordata; Actinopteri; Clupeiformes; Clupeidae
Product: alpha-2-macroglobulin-like protein 1
Exons: 35
Coding region: 52-4317 (1421 amino acids)
Cellular component (GO): extracellular region
Molecular function (GO): endopeptidase inhibitor activity
Source: RefSeq, a predicted model, not a curated record
UGACCGUUACAGCAGUGAGUCUUGUGUCCAAACCCCUGGAGACACAGAAGAAUGUUCCUCUGGAGGAUCUGCACUGCCCUGGGGCUGCUGGCUGCCGUGGGUUACGCUAACCCAGCACCAAGGCCGUCUUUUCUUGUGACGUUCCCUGCAUCCAUAAAUUCUGGCUCACAUGCUAAAGUGUGUGUGAGCUUUUUAAAGCCCUCAGCUGAGCCCACUGUCAUGUCCAUCUACCUGAACCAUAAGGACAACAACACACUGCUGCUACAGGAGCCAGCAGACACUGAGUUCCACCGCUGCUUCCAGAUUCAGGCUCCUGUGGUGAUGACCAUGUCCGUCCAGAAGAUCCGUGUAGAGGUCAAGGGUCAAACGUUUAAUCUGAUGGAGGAAAGAAAAGUCCUAUUCAACCCCAAACCAGCUCCCAUCACCUUUAUUCAGACAGAUAAGCCUAUAUACACACCUGGCCAAACAGUGCAUUUCAGAGUGAUCUCAUUGGACACAAAGUUUAUCGCAGUUAAUGGAGAGUAUCCAGUUGUGGAACUUAAGAAUAGUGGAGGGACCAGGAUUGGGCAGUGGCUGAACUACUCGUCACAGGGCCAGAUCCUGGCUCUCUCCCACACCUUGAGCUCAGAAGCACCGGAGGGGGCCUACUUCUUCUACGUUUACACCAAUCAGGACCAUGCCACGGCGACCCAUGGCUUUAGAGUGAAGAAGUACGUGCUGCCUAAGUUUGAGGUAACAACAGACCAUCCCUUUGUGGUCAGUGUCGGCUUAGAUGUCCUCGAGCUAAAGGUGUGCGGAAAAUACACUUAUGGGCUGCCUGUACCAGGUUUGGUUUUAAUGGUUUUGUGCCGUCAUGCGAGAGCCUGGAUGCUGAGCCUGGGUGAAACCCUCAGUCCUCUGUGUCUCAAUGCUUCCCUGGAGAUGGGUGAUUCAGGCUGUGCUUCUCAUGUGUUCAACAUGACAUUUUUUACUGACAGUGGCUUUGCUACAAAGCUAGACGAUGCUCUUGAUUUCAAUGCCACAGUCAUUGAGGAGGAAACAGAGGUGAGCAAGUCCAUAACUGCAAGAAUCUGGAUUUCCUACUCCCUUGGAAGCAUCACAUUUGAAGAGACCCCAAACGUGUAUGAAUAUGGAUCAGUUGUGGAGGGAAAGAUCAGAAUGAGGCAUUUUAAUGGAACAAGUGUUGCAUAUAAGCCAGUCUAUCUGUAUUUACAUGCACACCAAGAGCCCCUGAUGAGCAUCACCACUGACUCUGAUGGACUGGCCAGUUUCUCUUUCCACACCGCUGCUCUCAAUAAGGACAACAUCCUCCUGUUUGCAAGGGUCCCCUUCUAUGACCAAGGAAUAUUUUGGGUUACAUUGCACAGGAAUCCAUCUCAGCUACCAGCCUCACACAGCUCUCUAUACAUCACAAGCCCAAACGAGCCUCUGAAGUGCCACACAGUUGCAACCAUUAGCAUUCGCUAUGUCUUCACUGGAGAGACCUUCACCACAGACACUGUGGACAUAAUUUACCUGGUUUUAUCCAAUGGUGAGAUUGUUCACCAUGGGUUUGUGAAGGCUCCAAUAAAGAUCACCCAAACUGUAGUUGAAGGCCAGGUGUCCUUCGAACUGCCUGUCACACCUGAGAUGGCUAAUUUCAUGGACAUUCUGGUCUACUGUGUCUUUCCCAGUGAGAUGGUCUUGGCAAAAAGCAAGCGAUUUCAAACGGAAAAGUGCUUCAGAAGCAAGGUGUCGGUGCAGUUCUCCCCCCCUAAAGCGGUUCCUGGAGAGGAGAGCUCCCUGCAGCUGUCAGCUCCGCCUGGCUCACUGUGUGGCAUCAGUGCUGUGGAUCAGAGCAUCUUUAUCCUGGAGAAAGGCUCACGCUUGGAUGCUAAUAUGAUGUUCGGCAUGGCACAGAGUCAGUUCCGUGGCAUUCCCUCUCAAGUUCAAGAUCGUUUUGACUGCCUUCACCUUAGACCUCGCCGAUCCUCAAUGGCCAUGCAAACCAGCAUCACAAAUGAUGCACACAGUGUGUUUGGGAGAUUAGGGCUUAAAGUGGCAUCAGACCUGCAUAUCCGCACACCCUCCUGUGUUGUCUACAGGGGCCACCAAUACACAUUAAUGGGUGCUGGUGAAUAUGAUCCUCCGGUGGCUGCUGCAGUUGGAGUAGCUUUCAACCCAGCUCAGACUAUUCGCACCUUCUUCCCUGAAACAUGGAUCUGGGAGCUUACAGAAGUUGGGGAGUCUGGAGAAGCACGAGUCCCUCUCACUGUCCCUGACACCAUCACCACCUGGGAGACUGAGGCUUUCUGCCUGUCCCCCCAGGGCUUUGGUCUGGCCCCACCAGUUCAGCUCACAGUUUUCCAGCCCUUCUUCCUGGAGCUCUCCCUGCCGUACUCCAUCAUCCGUGGAGAGACCUUUGAGCUCAAAGCAACAGUUUUCAACUACCAGCCCAAGUGCAUCAUGGUCACAGUGACUCCAGCCCCUUCAUCAGACUUCACUCUGACCCCCUCCUCUGAUGGCCAGUACUCCUCCUGUCUGUGUGCAAAUGUAAGGAAGACCUUCAAAUGGACACUGGUGCCCUCUGUGCUUGGUGUGAUGAAUGUGACAGUGAGUGCAGAGGCCGCCCAAUCUCAGACUCUAUGUGACAAUCAGCUAGUUACCGUACCAGAGAGAGGUCGCAUUGACACAGUCACUCGCCAACUCCUGGUUAAGGCAGAGGGAUCUCAGAAGACUGAGAGUUACAACUGGCUUCUGUGUCCAAAGGGGGGCGCUCUAACAGAGGAGGUGGAGCUGAAACUCCCUGCAGUUGUAGUGAUGGGAUCUGCCAGAGGCUCAGUGUCUGUGCUGGGAGACAUCCUGGGUCGUGCUCUGAAGAAUAUUGGCACCCUCCUGCAGAUGCCUUUUGGUUGUGGGGAGCAGAAUAUGGCCAUUCUCUCCCCAAAUAUCUACAUUCUGCAGUACCUACAGAACACUGGGCAGCUCACUGCAGACAUCAAGGAGAAGGCCACAAAUUUCCUCAAGAGCGGAUACCAGAGGCAGCUGAACUACAAGCACCGUGAUGGAGCCUACAGCACGUUUGGCAGAGGAGAUGGAAACACCUGGCUGACUUCAUUUGUGCUGAGGUCAUUUGGUAAAGCAAAGUCCUUCAUUUAUAUUGAUCCAACAAUUAUUUUGGAUGCAAAGAAUUGGCUUGAAAGCAGACUUCAACCAGAUGGUGUUUUCCACAUGCAAGGGAAACUCUUCCACAACAGAAUGAAGGGUGGAGUAAACGAUGUUGUUACAAUAACUGCCUACGUCACUGCAUCAAUGCUUGAGCUGAACAUAUCUGUUACGGAAAAAACCCUCACAUAUCUAAAGUCCUCCGUCAGUGACCUGUCCAACACCUACACCACUGCUCUACUGGCCUACACCUUCAGCCUCGUUGGAGAAGAGGACAUCCGAGCUGAGCUUCUGAAACACUUGGACAGUGUAGCAACCUCUGAGGGAAGUCUCCUGCACUGGUCUCAGUCCUCAUCAGAGAGAGCUGAUUCUCUGGCGGUGGAGAUGAGUUCUUAUGUGCUCUUAGCUGUUCUCACCAAACCCACACUGACUGUUGCUGACUUAGGCUAUGCUUCCAGGAUUGUCAGCUGGCUGGUGAAGCAGCAAAAUCCAUAUGGAGGCUUCUCUUCCACACAGGACACGGUGGUGGCACUGCAGGCUCUGGCUCUGUACGCCACCAAGGUCUUCAGCCCUCAUGGCUCCAGCACAGUGACAGUGCAGUCAGCAGGUGGCGACAAACACCAGUUUGAUGUGAACCAGCACAACACAUUACUGUACCAGGAGACAGCACUGCAGAACGUUCCUGGGAAGUACAGUGUAGAAGUGACGGGCUCUGCAUGUGCUUCUGUGGGGGUGGCUCUUUUCUACAACAUCCCCACUCCCACUGAGCACUCAACCUUGAGCAUUACGAUUCAAGCCAGGCCUCUAACUGAGGGAGAGUGCAACAAGGUCAAUGGACAGGCCUUCACAUUAAAUAUCACAAUCCAGUAUCAUGGGUCACAGGAGAGCACCAACAUGGCUAUAAUAGAUGUGAAAAUGUUAUCUGGUUUCACAGCUGACUCUGCCUCUGUUGAAAGACUACAGGGCGGCAUAGUGGACCGAGUCGAUAAGAAAGGUGACCACAUCCUUGUGUAUCUGUCACAGGUUCCAAAGGGAUAUCAUUUCUACUACGGAUUAAUCCUCAGACAAGACCACCCAGUGAGCAAACUUAAACCGGCCUUAGCCAAGGUGUAUGACUACUACCAACCCAGUGACCAAGCUGAGACUGAGUACUCCUCCCCCUGUGUAGCCUAGGAGAUGUCUGAAGAGUAUGGGCCAGGAUGCUACAUAAGAGGAUUGUCACUGUUAUGAUGCCAUUAUCUGAUUUCAACAUUAUGAAAUUGAAUUCAAGCGCUAGUAAAUCAUAAAAUAGUC